This is a messenger RNA of Pyrgilauda ruficollis (rufous-necked snowfinch), 1336 nucleotides long. RefSeq names its product NME/NM23 family member 7 (gene NME7). The coding region runs from base 117 to 1247 and encodes 376 amino acids. Gene Ontology annotation, cellular component: centrosome. Gene Ontology annotation, biological process: GTP biosynthetic process; CTP biosynthetic process; UTP biosynthetic process. The transcript has 12 exons. Lineage: Eukaryota; Metazoa; Chordata; Aves; Passeriformes; Passeridae. Gene Ontology annotation, molecular function: nucleoside diphosphate kinase activity; ATP binding. The record is from RefSeq and is a predicted model, not a curated record.
UCGCGUCCGCUCCCGCCCAGAGCGGGCCCGGCGCGGGGGCGGCGCUUCGGUUGCCGGGCAGGGGCGGGCCGGGCAUCGCUACCGCGGCCUUCAUCGCCUUCAUCGCCGUCAUCGCCAUGAGUCAAGAUGAGAGAUAUGCUUUCAUUGCUGAAUGGUAUGACCCAAAUGCUUCACUCUUUCGGCGUUAUGAACUUCUGUAUUAUCCGAAAGAUUCAUCAAUUGAAAUGUACGACGUGAAGAACCGUCGCACGUUCCUGAGGCGCACCAAGUAUGAGAGCUUGCACCUCGAGGAUCUCUAUGUGGGCAGCAAAGUCACUGUGUUCUCCCGGCACCUCACCAUAGUGGACUAUGGGAAUCUGUACACGUCUCGCAAGCUUGGGAGCCGUGAAGAGAGAACGUUGGCUUUGAUUAAACCUGAUGGAAUGCGUAAGAUGGGAGAAUUGUUUGAUAUCAUUAUUAAUGCUGGAUUGACAAUAACUAAGGCCAAAAUGAUGCUGCUUUCAAGAAAAGAAGCAGCUGAUUUCUACGCUGAUUAUCGAGCAAAACCUUUUUAUCAUGAGCUUCUCCAGUUAAUAAUGAGUGGCCCCAUCCUUGCUAUGGAGCUCUUAGGAGACGAUGCAGUGAGUAAGUGGAGGGCAAUAGUGGGGCCAGCAAACCCUACGACGACUGAGAGUGAUACACUGGACAGCAUCUCAGAGAGCUUUGGACAUUGUGGCCUCAGAGAUGCAGCUCAUGGCCCAGAUUCAGUUGCUUCAGCUGCUAAAGAGCUGGAGUUGUUCUUUCCCUCCAGUGGAGGUCGUGGACCAGUCAGCAGUGCCAAAUUCACAAACUGUACUUGUUGCAUUAUUAAGCCUCAUGCUGUUAAUGAAGGGCUUUCUGGAAAGAUUAUAAAAGCCAUCCUCAAGGAAGGAUUUGAGAUCUCAGCUUUGCAGAUGUUCAACAUGGAGCGUCCAAAUGUGGAAGAAUUUUAUGAGAUUUACAAAGGUGUUGUCCCUGAAUACCUGGAGAUGAUUUCAGAGUUGUGUUCAGGCCCGUGCAUAGCAAUGGAGAUUAGACAAUUCGAUCCUUCAAAAGUGUUCAGAGACUUCUGUGGUCCUACUGACCCUGCAUUGGCCCGUCACCUCCGACCUGGGACUCUGCGUGCAGUCUUUGGGAAAGACAAGAUUCAGAAUGCUGUUCACUGCACAGACCUGCCUGAAGAUGGGCUUUUAGAGGUGCAGUACUUCUUCAAGAUUCUGGACAACUAACGGGCUCCAUCCUCACCCACUGCAACAGACACGCACACAGAACUGUGUGUUCAUUCAUUUAUUUGUCCAAUGUUUCAACCUGACUGAAA